AUGUUGAACACAGCCCGACCGCCGACGGCAAAACCAAAGAGCAACAACAGCAACAGUACUACUAAGCAUCGCAUGGCAAAGCUCUCCAUCUUCCUCUUCACCAUCUCCGCCACCGCACUCUUCUUCUACCUCUCCGAAAUCCAGUCCCUCCGCCUCCGCUCUCCUCCCUCCUCUUGGUUCUCCGACCUCAUCCGCACCGACUCCUCCUCCUCCUCCGCCGCUGUCACCACCGGUGAUCAAGAAGUACAACAAGCUGACGAUGAAGAGCACCGGCUCAUCGUGGACUCCAUGACCGAAAAGCUCCGACAGUCGGUCACGUUCCUCCCGCUCAAGGACCUCCGCUACUCCCCCGUGCCCUUAGAAGGACACACGUGGUUCAUGAGCUCGUUGUUCGACUUCCAGGACGAGGACGGCGGGGUCCAGUACCAGGAGUUCCCCUUCGCCGCGGAACCGGGGAAGGGGAACUCCCUGGGACGGCUGCUCUGCCUGAAAGGCAGAGACACCCACGAUGGGUCGUGGAACUACUACGCGCUGGCAUGGAAGGAAGCCCUUCCGGUCAACGCCACCCUGAUGAAAGGGCUGACCUUCGUGUCAUACAACCACUACGACUACGGCAACAUCUGGCACGGGCUGUCGAGCCUCGUGCCGUUUGUUGCCUGGCACAGAGCCCACCGGUGUGGAGACUCCUCGUUUCCGGACAGGUGGGUUCUGUACCACUGGGGGGAGCUCAGGUUGGGGAUGGGGCUCUGGCUUCAGACGUUGACCGAGGCCAUAUUUGGGGGCGGGGGCCCUCCCAGAGUGGAGGGUUUUGAAGGGGUUGGUGAGGACCAACCGGUCUGCUUUGAGAAAGUUGUGGUGACGAGGCACAAUGAGGGUGGGAUGUCGAGGGAGAGGAGGAUCGAGACCUACGACCUGAUGAGGUGCAAGGCUAGGGUUCACUGCAACGUCAGCCUGGGUCGGAGGCCAACCGACGAUCAGGGGGUGUCUGUGAUCGGGAUGACUCUGUUCCUGAGGACCGGGGCGAGGUCGUUUCGGAAUGAGAGUGCAGUGAUUAGGGUGUUUAGGGAGGAGUGUGGGAAGGUGGAUGGGUGCAGGAUCCAGGUGGCUUACUCCAAUAAUCUCACAUUUUGUGAACAGGUGAAGUUGAUGAGCUCGACCGAUAUUCUAGUAUCACCACAUGGAGCUCAAUUGACAAACAUGUUCCUAAUGGACAAGAACAGCAGCGUGAUGGAGUUCUUCCCCAAAGGAUGGCUAAAGGUCGCCGGCGUGGGCCAGUUUGUUUACCACUGGAUCGCCAGCUGGUCGGGGAUGAACCACCGCGGCGCGUGGCGGGACCCCGACGGAAAUAACUGUCCGUUUCCCGAGGACGAUCGCCGGUGCAUGUCGGUUUUCAAGGACGGCACGAUCGGAGUGAACGAGACUCAUUUUUCGCAGUGGGCUCAGAGUGUCCUCGGUGAGAUGAAAGCUAGGAAGUUGGAAGAUGCAAAAAUGACGGCAAACGGGAACAAUUUUGAACAUGUCCCAAAAACUUGUCAUUGUGGUUGAUUUAUUAGUAUGGAACCCUUUUUUCACAUAAGGGAAGCUUUUCUUAUUGAUUUUUGUUAUCCGAUAGUUGGCGAGAAAU
Messenger RNA from Linum tenue, 1624 nucleotides. Lineage: Eukaryota; Viridiplantae; Streptophyta; Magnoliopsida; Malpighiales; Linaceae. The record is from the annotation of a GenBank genome assembly.